Messenger RNA from Alosa sapidissima (American shad), 1664 nucleotides. Its product is annotated as probable assembly chaperone of rpl4. The transcript has 11 exons. The coding region runs from base 272 to 1504 and encodes 410 amino acids. The record is from RefSeq and is a predicted model, not a curated record. Lineage: Eukaryota; Metazoa; Chordata; Actinopteri; Clupeiformes; Clupeidae. Gene Ontology annotation, molecular function: protein binding. Gene Ontology annotation, biological process: cell division.
GCCCUAAGGAGCAGGAAAACACUACAGCGUUGUUGAAAAACGGCUAAAGCUACGAGAUUGCUGAGCAUUCAGUUUGUCCUACUUUUGAUUCCGUAGCAAAAGAGUCACACGUGUGGUGGGUGGACGAAACAGCAUGCGAAACACAGCACAGUACAGACAGUGAAGAUUAAACAAGAAACUUAGCUGUUAAAAGUCAGCAUUUUCCUCUCAGUUCGUUGGCAUCUCACAUUUUGUCAUAUUGUCAAAUAAAAUCUAAUACAUUAUUGAAGCCAUGGGAGGUCAAGCGAAGAGCAAGAAGAAGAGCAAGUCCAAAAAGACACGUUCCAAUGGAGUAGGUGCCGGGCUAGUGGCAUUUACUGCACAGGACCGCAUACAAGUGAGGAUGCAAGAAAAAGCAAAGAAGAAGACGGCAGAAAAGUACACGGUUGAACAGCUGCUGGAAAAGGUAGAAGAAAGCAUGGAUAACUUCGACCUCCCGAUGGCCCGUCUGUUUUGUCAACGUGCCUUGGACAUUGAGUCCACUAAUCUGGAGGUUUUGGAUAUGAUGGGGAACAUUUGUGCUGAGCUUGGUGAGGUGGACAAGGCCAAGCAAGUGUUUCUGAAGGCGGUGGAGCUGAGCCCUGAGCAGGGCCAUAGUAAGUACAUGUACCUGGGACAGAUUCACACCGGCCAGGAGGCCAUCGACUACUUCAGGAAGGGCAUCGAGAUCAUGACCAGCACUCUGGACACACAGCAGCCCAGCGCUGCCUCUGCUGAGGGGGCGUCGGCCUGUGGUGAAGAAGACGAGCCAGCUGUGUCAGGAAAAGACCUGUCUGUGGCCUUCUGCUCUAUGGCAGAGAUUUACUUUACAGACCUCUGUAUGGAAGAGGGAGCAGCAGACAAGUGUAAAGAGGCCAUAGCCAAAGCCCUGGAGUAUGACCCCGUCAAUGCAGAGGCACUGCAGCUAAUGGCCAGUUACCUGUUCAGCACUCAGAACAUGGAGGAAGGAAAAGACUACCUGAAGAGGAGCGUGUCCUCAUGGCUGCCCAGUUUGAGACCGCAGACCGAGCAGCUGGCCGCUCAACAGGAGGAGGAAUCGGAACAGAGUGGGGUUCCACCAUACGAGUCAAGGAUCACCACAGCCAAGCUCCUGAUUGAGGCUGAGGAGCCAGAGAUGGUGAUGGAGGUAUGCGAGGGCUUGCUGGAGGAAGAUGACGAGGUGGUGCAGGUGUGGUAUCUGCUCGGCUGGGUCUGCUACCUCCAGCGAGACAAACCAGAGGAAGCCGAGAGCUUCAGAGACUCAGCCAGGACCUACCUCACCAGGGCCAAAAAGUUGUACGUGAAGCUGUGCUGUGACGAUCCCCCCAUGCUGGAGCACGUGGAGCAGCUGCUGUCGGAACUGAGGCCUGAGGGUGCCAGCGCCGCUGAUGAUGAUGAGGAUGAUGAAGAUGGCCCUCCCAUAGAUGAUAUAGCUGAUGACUUCAUUCACAGCAGUGAUGAGGAAGAGAACGCCAUGGAGCACUGAUGGCUGUCUGUCCUCUCUGCAGUCAAUGCAUCUGUUAUUCAGAUUCACAUUCUCUCUCUCUCACUCUCUCUCACUCUCUCUCUCUCUCUCUCAUUCUCUCUCUCUCACUCUCUCUCACUCAUUCUCUCUCUUUCACUCUCUCUCACUCUCUCUCUCUCUC